AUGGCAGUUCUUCUAUAUGCGGUGUCUGGGGUUCCUUCUUCCAAUCAGACUGGUAUCGUCACUUUUAUUGUCUAUGAGCAUCAAGAAGACAACGUUCUUCUUCAGUAUAGUGGGGGUUAUGCUUUAUGUCAAUCUCAUUAUGAUGAGAAAAUGCUUCUCAAAUUUCAACAAUUAGGAAUUAAAGAAGCAAAUACCCCAUAUGACUCUUCAUUUAAAUUAACUGAGAAUGCUAGUAAAGCAGUUGCUCAGUUAGAAUAUGCUAGUGCAAUUGCUCCCAAAGCCAAGAAGAAACCCACUGAGAAGAAGCGCGCUGAGGAGAAGAAAUCGACGGUUGCGAAGAAAUCUCCAACCGAGAAGAAGCCCAAGGCCGGAAAGAAGCUCCCUAAGAAAGGUGCAGUUGGCGCCUCGAACAAGAAGAAGAAGCAGACCAACAAGAGUGUCAAGACCAACAAGAUCUAUAUCUUCAAGGUGCUUAAACAGGUCCACCUCGAUAUCGAGAUCUCUAGCAAGGCCAUGGUGGAUCUGAACAACUUCAUUAAUGAAAUCUUCGAGAAGCUCGCUCAGGAGGCUUCUCGGCUCGUGAGGUACAACAAGAAGCCCACCAUCACCUCUUGGGAGAUCCAGAUCGCGAUGCACCUCGUGCUACCCGGUGAACUCUCCAAGCACGCUGUUUCUGAGGGGACCAAGGUGGUCACCAAGUUUCCUAGCUCUUAG
Messenger RNA from Juglans regia (Persian walnut), 714 nucleotides. RefSeq names its product probable histone H2B.1. Gene Ontology annotation, biological process: nucleosome assembly. Lineage: Eukaryota; Viridiplantae; Streptophyta; Magnoliopsida; Fagales; Juglandaceae. The record is from RefSeq and is a predicted model, not a curated record. The transcript is spliced from 3 exons. The coding region runs from base 1 to 714 and encodes 237 amino acids. Gene Ontology annotation, cellular component: nucleosome. Gene Ontology annotation, molecular function: DNA binding; protein heterodimerization activity; structural constituent of chromatin.